AAACCUUACAUAGACCAUUUCACCUCAUCAUCUUAAACUAGGAGCUCUCACAUCAUAUAUACAUAUAUAUAUAUAUCAUUUCAAUUCUUUCUCCUUUCCUUUUAAUUUAUAUUAAAUUAUAUCAAUGUCUUUGAUUUGAUCAUUUUGGGUGUGGUAAAUGGGAAAUUGUCUGAGGAGACGUGCUCAUGAUCCCAACCAGCAAGUUGAUAACGUUCCUAAACCUCUCAGUGCAGGAGUUGAUGGAAUCCAACUUUCUCAUCACAAGAAGAAUUCUAUGUCAGUCCAAAGAAACACUUCUUCAAAUACACUGAAAGUUGUAACAAAUCAAUGCAAAAAUGAAGCCUCUCAUCAUACACUUCAGAAGAAGAAAGCAACACUUUCUGCAUCAAGUUUACACAGAGAAAGGCAGAGUAAGACUGAAAAGGAUGGAUACUCAGUCAGCCCAAAAGAUUGGUCGGUUUCAAUAGUGAACAAGAAAGAUGAAGUUUUUGGUCCUUAUAAGCUGAACCAUUUUAGUUAUUGUGCGUUGAAGUCUGCAACCCAAAAAUUCAGUGAUAAGAAUCUAAUUGGCCAGGGAGGGUUCGGUGACGUUUACAAGGGAUAUAUCAACUUCCGCACCAAGGACGCUGCUAAACCAAAUGAUCGUGGUCUUGCAGUUGCUGUCAAGAGGCUCAGAAGCAAUAGAACACAAGGCCACAAUGAAUGGGAGAAUGAAGUGAAAUUUUUGAGCAGAUUGAAUCAUCCAAAUAUAGUGAAGUUAAUAGGGUGCUGCUGUGAGGAUAAGCAUAGAAUGUUGGUAUAUGAAUACAUGAUUAGAGGAAGCUUGGAGGCUCAUCUUUUAAGAGAGAAUGGUACAGAGCUUCACUGGAGGAGAAGAAUCAGUAUAGCUCUGGGAGUUGCCAGAGGUCUGGAAUAUCUUCACACUCGCAGGAAACCAGUCAUACAUCGUGAUCUCAAAGCCUCCAAUGUCCUUCUUGGCAAGGACUUCAAUGCCAAGCUCUCAGACUUUGGGCUGUCUAAGUUUGGACCCCAAGAUGGGGAGACCAGCCUUAUUACCAGAGUAGUUGGUACCAGAGGCUACUUCGCUCCUGAAUAUUUCGCAACGGGUCAUUUGACCCUAAAAACUGAUGUAUUCAGCUUUGGAGUGGUACUGUUAGAGAUAUUCUCAGGUUGUGAAGCAAUCAAGAAACAUUCAGAUGGGGUGGCGAGGGAUCUUGCACAAUGGACUAAGCCACAUCUUAGCAACAAGGUGGAACUACACCGUGUUGUUGACAAGAAACUCGGGAGCAUACCAAUGGAAGAAGCUCUGGAUUUUGCCAAAGUAAUCCUUCGAUGCCUCAGUUCCAACCCUAGGACCCGGCCGACAAUGGCUGAAGUUGUAGCUGAUCUAGAGAAACUACAACGAAGAAUGGAUAGCUACAACUCAAACCAGUUGCAUUAUCUACGUACAAGAAGAUGAGAUCUUUCAAUAUCUUCCUUGCACAACGAUAUGUCGAUAACUCAUCCUGUAAGUUAAUAUGUGAAUUUUCGUUUUAUGGCCACAGUAGAUUAACUCAUUCUGCAAUCUGCAUAAUUCUACUUGCUCUUCUUCUGCUCAACUUGUUUGGCAGAAGUAGAAUUUCCAGAUGGCAAACAU
Messenger RNA from Manihot esculenta (cassava), 1636 nucleotides. Its product is annotated as probable serine/threonine-protein kinase PBL18. The transcript is spliced from 8 exons. The coding region runs from base 158 to 1459 and encodes 433 amino acids. The record is from RefSeq and is a predicted model, not a curated record. Lineage: Eukaryota; Viridiplantae; Streptophyta; Magnoliopsida; Malpighiales; Euphorbiaceae. Gene Ontology annotation, molecular function: protein kinase activity; ATP binding. Gene Ontology annotation, biological process: protein phosphorylation.